This is a messenger RNA of Pseudoliparis swirei, 4084 nucleotides long. It is a transcript of the gene amotl2a, whose product is annotated as angiomotin like 2a. The coding region runs from base 311 to 2413 and encodes 700 amino acids. The transcript has 11 exons. Gene Ontology annotation, biological process: actin cytoskeleton organization; establishment of cell polarity involved in ameboidal cell migration; angiogenesis. The record is from RefSeq and is a predicted model, not a curated record. Gene Ontology annotation, cellular component: bicellular tight junction; plasma membrane; cytoplasmic vesicle. Lineage: Eukaryota; Metazoa; Chordata; Actinopteri; Perciformes; Liparidae.
CAGCCGCAGCGAACAAUCGGCUCUCAGUUAUUUAUUCGUGCAGCUCGCAGCGUCGGUCCGCUCAGUCUGCUGCUGGCCGCCGGUGCGCUCACACACACACGCACACACACGCAUUACGCUACGUUACGUUUCAUCGAGGAAAGCGGAGGAAAAGGAACUUGUGGACAUUGUUGAGCUGAGCGCGGACUACUUUGGAGAUCACGCCGUCGUUUCCCGUUUCUCGUGCGAUGAGACGAUCGCUUGGUUUGUGACGUGCCCUUAAACUGCCACCUCUAGGCUGCUUCUUCUUGCCCAUUUCCCACUGAUUGACAUGAGAACCGCUGAAGGCUCAUCUGGAACGGUCCUGCACCGUCUCAUCCAAGAGCAGCUCCGCUACGGCAACCUGACGGACACGCGUACGCUCCUGGCUAUCCAGCAGCAGGCUUUGCGUGGAGGCAGUAGCGGCGGCGGGGGUACCGGCAGUCCUCGCUCCUCUCUGGAGAGCUUGACUCAGGAGGAGCCCCAGUACAUGCAGAUGUCCACACGCCAGGAGCCCCAGGGCCAGGAGCACCAGGGGGACUGCUUGCACACCGAGAGUCAGGUCUGCCGCCUGUACCAGCUUCAUGGAGAGGAGCUGCCCACGUACGAGGAGGCGAAGGCUCACUCCCAGUACCUGAUCUCCCAGAAGGGGCAGGAGGUUCCCGCCGUGGACAUCAUGGGGAGUUGCGGCGAGGGGCAUUGGGAUUUGAAAAGGGAGCACGCUCGCUCCCUCAGCGAGAGGCUCAUGCAGCUCUCUCUGGAGAGGAACGGCCUCAGAGACAGUCUGGCCAUGAGCUCUUCAAGCAGCUAUCCACAGCUGCAUGACGAAAUGGCCAAUGCCGCGGUGGCCGACAGGCAGGUGGUCCAACAGUGCGUGGACCAGCGCGGGCCGCCCCCGGGCUACCCUCUGUUCGCCAGACUUCCUGGAUACAUGCUCAGCCACUCCCAGGAGCACGGGCAGUACUACAGAGACCCUCCCCCCCCCUUCUACUCCCACCAGCAUCACAGCAGGUACCCGUCGGCUCAGUCCCAGGGAGCCCCUAACGGCAUCGUCGCAGCCCCCGGCAACGGCAUGGCUCAGGCCGACGUGUUGGUCCGGGAGAAUGAGCGGCUCAGGAAGGAGCUGGAGGCCCACGCUGAGAAGGCGGCCAGGCUGCAGAAGUUGGAGCUGGAGAUCCAAAGGAUAUCUGAAGCGUAUGAGACUCUGAUGAAAGGCUCUGCCAAGCGGGAGACUCUGGAGAAAACAAUGAGGAAUAAAUUAGAGGCCGAGAUUAAGAGGAUGCACGACUUCAACCGGGAUCUGAGAGAUCAGCUCGACUCAGCCACCAGACAGCGGGCGGCCAGGGAGGCCGAGUGUUCGGACCAGAGACAGCAUGUCUUUGUUAAGCUGCUGGAGCAAAAUGAAGAGCAGCAACAGGAGCGCGAACAACUAGAGAGGCAGAUACAGCAGCUGCGCGUCUCCGGGGAGGACGGCCAGCGGCGACGGGAGCAGCUGGAGCAGGCGCUGGCCUCGACGCAGGCCCGCAACCGGCAGCUGGAGGAGGAGCUGCAGAGGAAGAGGGCCUACGUCGCGAAGGUGGAGCGGCUGCAGAGCGCGCUGGCUCAGCUGCAGGCGGCGUGCGAGAAGAGGGAGGAGCUGGAGAUGCGACUGCGCACGCGACUGGAGCAGGAACUGAAAAGCCUUCGGGCACAGCAGUCUCGGAGACAGGCAGCUGACCCCACGGCUUCAGAACCGAGCUGCUCCACGCUGCAGCAGCAGCUGAGGGAGAAAGAGGAGCGCGUUCUGGCCCUGGAGGCCGACAUCACCAAGUGGGAGCAGAAGUACCUGGAGGAGAGCACCAUGAGGCAGUUUGCAAUGGACGCAGCGGCCACUGCUGCGGCACAGAGAGAUACAACCAUCAUCAAUCACUCGCCUCGACAUUCACCAAACAGCAGUUUCAAUGACGACCUGCCUUUGGCGAGUCAUAGGCAUCAGGAGAUGGAGAACAGGAUUCGCGCGCUUCACGCUCAGCUCCUGGAGAAGGAUGCCGUGAUCAAAGUCAUCCAGCAGCGCUCCAGAUUGGAGCAGGGCAAGUUGGACAAACAGGGGCUUCGUCUCGCCAGGUCCGUUCCCUCUAUCAACACCGUGACCAGCAGCACCGAGAGUAAAGGAAAGAGCCUCUCGGAUGACCAGACAGGCGCCGCUGCGCUGCAGCCCCGGCCCCUCAAGGGGCCCAGGGCUCCGGGCCGAGACUCCAGCACCCAAAGUGACGAGGCCCUGCUGGAGCCUGAGUUCACGGGAGAACCGAUGUCUGAAGGGAUCUCAGCAGCUACAACUGACGCCUCGAAGGAGCCGCUCAAGACAUUCAAGAGCAUCAGCAGCUCAGAGGCAGAGCUGGUUGAAAUCCUCAUUUGAGCAGUUUUCAAGCCGACUCGAACAUGCAGAGUCCAGGAUCUUUGGCGAGGAGAGCUGAGCUUUCCUCGAUUCACAAACUCUGACAUUUGCCGCAAGUCUGAAUUUCCCAAGGUACCUGGACAUAUUCUGCACUGUGAUAGGAACUUUUUUGUUAUCUUUUUUGCAUGUGACUUUGUUUUUUGUUCUAUGUUUUGUAUUUAUAUUUGUAAACGCUGCUCAUAUUGUGAUGUUACUUUGAAUGUUUGAGAGGUGAGAAGAACCAGAAUCACUUGCUUUGCUCCGCUCCACUUAAAUUAUAUAAAGUUAUACUCUCCUAUCUGGAUUAUGUGUGCAACCCUUCUAUGUUUGGUCGGGUUUAUUUUGAAGUUCCAGUAGCGAGCCAGUUACCGUGUCCUCUGAAAGUAAUAUUUCUAAUAUAAGCAUCCUCUGCGUGUCCAUGCCAUGUUUGGGGAUUAUGCUGUGUAACAGAACGACUCAAACCUAAAUUCCCAGUUGCUCUUCUCUUUUAAAAUACAUUCGGGGGCCCUGCUCACGCCUCAGAGGAAGAUUUAGAAACUAUCAAACUCCUUUAAAAAAAACCCUGAGUGGAUUGACUGGCAUUUCACGGGGGUCUAAUUUUUCCAGAUCCCGGGUUAAUGUUCGGGGGCCUCACAUGGCGACUGCCCAGCAUUUCAGCUCCCCUCCGCUGACACGCCGGAGCUAAUCUUCUCACAUUCCCUCGCUGAGGGAAUGCUCCCUUUAAAGAAAAAGGCUAUCUAAAGUCUGACCCCUCGCCCUUGUUAAAAUGGCACGCAUUCUCCACAUGAUUCUCUUUCUAGGUCCGUGUAUUUCGUCUGAGUCGGUGGUAGCUGGUUCUGCCGCGAAACGGUCAACUAUAAUUGGCCUGCAUUUGCUACUCUAUUUGUUGUCCCCAUCACUGCUCAAGUAUCCCACAUAUCUGAGUUGACUGUGUCCUUACCAUGGAAUCUUCUAUUUAUUUCUCCUUGCGCAGUGUCGGAUCACUGAACACUGCUGAAUGUAGACUCCUGUUUCCCCUUUUUGUAUUUAACUGGAAUGUGCCACAACUCAUCUUUGGAGGGGGAAUACCGCUAUUCUAAUAUCUUAUAUUAGAGUUGUCAGGUUCCGUCUAGACAACAUUAUUUACGGGAGUAAUGUUUGAAGUUCCACAAACAGCGCGUGAAAUCUGACAUUUGACUGGUAUUCCCCUUCAAAUGUAUUCUCCACAUUUCCCAUCGCAAUGCGUUUGCUGGUCAAUGCACUGUGACAGUUUAAGUUAAUGUUCCUUCAUUUUUUUCCCAUAUUGAAUUUGGAAUGUGUUUACAUGAAUGGCUAUUUGAAGUGAGAGAAGUUAAUAUAUUUUGUAGUUUUUUUUUUUCAUUCAUAUACUUUAUCCCGUUUGUUUUCUGGUGCCAAAGAUGUACUCUACUUUUAAGUUAUAAUCGAUGACAAAUACAAAAGGGCCUGUUUAGGUGCCUUGCUUCAGCUGGUUGACCCAUUUUGAUGUUGCUGUGAAUUUUUGUAAAGGAAACAUUUGCAUGUAUGCCUUAACAUUUCACUGUAAUAAAUUAAAAUUCUUAAUAUAUGUCUGAUAAAAGGCUUUCUGUUAUGAUUUGUUGCACUGGUUUCAAUACAGUUUGCAUGGGAUUGAUUACAAAAAGCCUUCAAAACGAC